UUUCAGAUAUUUCAGAGUUAUUCCUGCUGCCGAGUUUGUGAACGAUUUCUCCUCCGAUAGAAGACAUAUGAAGCGACCAGAUGGAACUUGGAUUAAGCCGCCUCCAAACUAUCCAGCAAUCACUAAUUCAAGUGCUGACCAUAAUCUCGAAGAUUACAUUCAGAUGGAUCACAACAAAGGACCAGGCGAAGUACUAAAUCUCACUCAGUUUGUUCAGCGGUUCUAUAAACCGGCGACUUAAUAGAAUUAGAAAUAAGUUGGAGUUUACUGGUCAAUUUUUGGGAAGCUGGUGCCCAGAUGGUCUGGAGACAGUUUUUCACGUACAUAUAUUGGAUAUUCAAAUUUCUCUAAUUGCCUCUUCAUUUGAACUUUUCUAUAGCACGUUUCUCUCUUUCUCUAUCGCUCAAAAGCAAGCAUUUUCAAUGUUAAAUUUAUAAAUAUUUACUAUGAAAUAUAUGAUACAUACCACGUAUAACCAAAGUAAGGCAGUUACACUAUUUUCGUUGAUGUUUAGAUGGUAAUGCAGUUGCAAUUAUUUUUCAAAUUAAUUUUUGUUGCCUCGCAUAAAUCGCAAUUCAAAAAUGUCAAUUAAUUUAAAAAGGUGAGAGAGUUGUUUUAUUUUUAAGUAAAGUUGGAACUCACUUCUCUCGUGUGAAGUCGAAAUGUUUUGAAACGAUCUUUAGUAUGCAUUUUGUCUAUUAAAAGAUUUCUUAUAUAAGUUGGCCCGGUUUGCGACAUUGCAUUAUCAUAGAAAUAGUGUAUUGCCUGUAUCUAAUUUUAGAAAACAAUAAAUGUUGCUAGAAUUAAAGUGGAGGAGUAAUUGUUUCUAAAUGUGGAGUGUAAUGUAUUCUAGUCUCAUAUCAAAACUAAUUUGCGAAGCAUAUAUUUUUUGUUUUGCCUAUUCAAAAAUUAUCAAAAUUUAACAAAUUCAAUUAUUAAAUCCAAUUUGAAAUAAAUUGAUUUCUAAAACACGUGAAACUAUUUUAAGCAACCGAAAACACAGGGUGUUUAGUGGAUUAUGUACAUUUAACCUGCCUUUGGAGAUCUGAAUAAACGUUUUUUCCAGUUAAUUUUUUGUGGAAUAACCUUUGAUUUUUCAAGCAGUGCGCUCUAAGUGUUCAAUAUAUUUGAAUUACAUAUCUUAGUCUGGAUUAUGGUCUGGAUAUUUUGAAAAAGAACAUGUAUUGGACAUUUUCUGAAUUUUUCAGACAUUCUUGAAAUAUAUUCUAAAUAAUAAGAAACAAUGUACUUAAGUAGAUUUUAAAGUCUUCUUGUGGAAAAUGUUGCAUUAUAAUCGAAUAUUUUUUAAAUGGAUUUGCUAGUUUUACAUUUUACAUCAUGUGAUAUUAGAAUUUUUAGUAAUGUUAUUAUUACUGUUUUAGAGUAUUAGUAGUAUAUAAAAUAGUUUGGUUUACUUUAUUUGGCGAGUAGACAAAUCAGAUAAUGAAAACAUGAAUUGUUGCAGACAAUUAAUUGUUUUUACUUUAUGGCCUUUAAACGGUAGUUAAUAGGCGUACUUAAGUUUUGAAUAAAGUUUUUAGCUUUUUAUUAAAACGUGUAACCGUAACAAAUAUGUACACACACACAUUUGUAUUCGUUCGAAUAUAAAUAUUCUUUUUUCGUCACCAAAGACUGCAUCUUGCCUUCCAUUUAUACUUAUAGUGUGUUCGUUAAUACUGAAUUCGAGUUCGCUGAAUACUUUAAUUGUUUAUUAGAUGUGUAUAAUGCGUUUCUAUGUAUUUUCUUGUUGAUCUUUUAAAUAUUUACCUAUAAGGCCUAACUUGUAGUAUUUUAUAUGGUAUAUACUGUAUAUGAUAUGGAAAAUAAAGCUCGAUUUAAAUGACA
This is a messenger RNA of Dendroctonus ponderosae (mountain pine beetle), 1845 nucleotides long. Its product is annotated as protein N-terminal glutamine amidohydrolase-like. Gene Ontology annotation, molecular function: protein-N-terminal glutamine amidohydrolase activity; protein-N-terminal asparagine amidohydrolase activity. Gene Ontology annotation, cellular component: nucleus; cytosol. Lineage: Eukaryota; Metazoa; Arthropoda; Insecta; Coleoptera; Curculionidae. The record is from RefSeq and is a predicted model, not a curated record.